UCUAUUUGGGCGGAGUUUAUGGAAUUGUUAUGAAAAGAUGUCAACUGCGCUGCUUCGUUCCUUUUUCCUCUUUCUUCUUCUAUUUCACUUCUCUCUCUCCCUAGAGAUACAAGUUUUUAACGGGACAGAACUUCUCCGUACGUACGAAGACUCCUCUGCCUACAGUGAUAGUCGUUCUACUUUGAUAUACAAACAAGAGGCUCUCCUUUAUUAUCCUGUCCCUCGUAAUGCUUGUUCUACGAUAGAGAACGACCCAAUGAACGAGUCUGAUGAUAAUUAUUAUGUAGCUUAUGUGCCUGACUAUGAUGCUUGUCCAGGGACUAAUAUUCGUAUGGUACAGGAUUCAGCCUCCUUCAGUAUCAUGUUGACCUAUUCCCCAAGCGGUGCCACACUCUCUGAUAGGGACUUUGUUACUGUUAUAAUUGAUGACAAAUCUUUUGCUGACUAUCUUGAAAAUUUACUUGACUCCAGUCCUCCUGGUUCCAUUUCACUUAUCUUUACUGAGGACCUUUGGGGUUUGUAUGAGAAGAUUAUCCUAAUAAUGUGUAUGGUCCUAAUGUGUGCCAUAUCACUUGCCAUUUGUAUCUUCCUAUGUACAUAUUGUACGAGAUGGAGUUGGUAUAAAUGGCGUCAGAGAGGACUGACCAGGUGGCGUAUCAGACAGUUGCCACAGCGACGCUACAAACCUGACAAAGAGACUACACAAACCUGUCCAAUAUGUCUUGAGGACUUCAAAGAAGGAGAGAAACUAAGAGUAUUACCCUGUGACCACAUAUUUCAUCCACCAUGUGUUGAUGAAUGGCUACAGAAAUGGCAGAGAGUCUGUCCACUUUGCAAGUCCCUGAUAUCAAGGAGGAGGGAGAGGAGGAGAGAAAGGUCACCUUUACUUCAGAAUGAAGGAGGAGGAGGGGAAGAAGAACCAAGUACUAGUGGUAGAAGAGGUACUUAUGGAUCUAUUGGUGGAGAUGAUCCUCCUGAAGCUGAAGUGUCUCAAGAAAGAGAGAGAGAGAGGGGGGAAGAGAAUGAGCUAAAUACUUAAUGGAGUUUAUUAAUUCACUUUCUGUAUCAUAAAUGAUAAUGACUUAUUAUUAUUAUUGUUAUUAUUAUUAUUAUUAUGCUCACUUUUGUUUGUUAUUUUUAUUGCAAGCUCAAAUCUGAACUAUCUUCUCCGAGCAAUUAUUUCUGUCAUUAUUUAGUUAUUAUUUUAUUAUUCUACUAUUGUUAUUAAUUUUGGCUUGUAAAACUACUAAAAAGU
Molecule: messenger RNA, 1255 nt
Organism: Amphimedon queenslandica
Lineage: Eukaryota; Metazoa; Porifera; Demospongiae; Haplosclerida; Niphatidae
Product: receptor homology region, transmembrane domain- and RING domain-containing protein 3-like
Exons: 7
Coding region: 38-1039 (333 amino acids)
Source: RefSeq, a predicted model, not a curated record